Messenger RNA from Rhodofomes roseus, 5052 nucleotides. RefSeq names its product glycoside hydrolase family 13 protein. The record is from RefSeq and is a predicted model, not a curated record. The coding region runs from base 141 to 4946 and encodes 1601 amino acids. Lineage: Eukaryota; Fungi; Basidiomycota; Agaricomycetes; Polyporales; Fomitopsidaceae. Gene Ontology annotation, biological process: glycogen catabolic process. Gene Ontology annotation, molecular function: amylo-alpha-1,6-glucosidase activity; 4-alpha-glucanotransferase activity. The transcript is spliced from 14 exons.
GGGACGCGAUUCGAGGGGGACAGGGCUUCGGGUUCUGUCACGGGCGUGCGCACCGCUCUGGGUCGAAUAAAGCCCCAAGUUGAACACCCGUCUCCCCUCUCCCUUCACCCACCUUCUCCCGCGUCUUCCCACUUCCUGCCAUGCCUAGCGCGAAGAAACUAAAGGGCUCGCUCAAGAUCCCCAAGACGAGCGUGUCGUCGUCGCGCCAUAGCAGCGCGGGGUCGUCUCCUACGACGCCAAAGACGCCAAAGACACCCAAGACGCCCGCCGAUGAGGGUAUCGACUUCUUCGAGUCCGCAUUCAAGCAGGGGGAGAAGCCGAUCCAUGUGUAUGAACUGCAGUUGGAGCCGGACGGUGGGCCGAGCAAAGACCGAGCUUAUAUGCGCCUCCCUCCGGCGAUCACUCCGUAUGUCCUCCGUGUAUCACUAGAAGCUGGCACUCCUGCGUCGAAGAACGCUGUAUUCAAGACCAACUUCCCACUCGAUGGCGGCGUCUUCGCCCGCGAUCGCUUUGCCGAGCGAAAAUUGCCCACCAACUUCUCUAAACCUAUUCAUAUCAACUUGCCGAUCUCUCACGCCGGCGCGUUUGCCUAUUGGGUGGAGUACGACGGCGAGGAGCCGGGCACACGCGUCAAAGGCCGCGAAGGCUACUUCAACAUCGACCCCAUCCUCCGAACCAAGGCGCGGGCGCCCAUCAUCUCGAAGGACGGCAGCAUCUCUGAGAAAGGCGCCUCAGUGCAAUCAGACUACGUGAACUUGCCACUAGACGGCCUUUCGAUCCUCACGCUCGUCUCGAAAUGGAUGGGCACGAUCAAGAAUUGGCGCGAAUAUCUUGCAGAGAGCAGUGCGCGGGGAUACAACAUGGUCCACUGGACGCCCCUCCAGGAGCGCGGCGAGAGCAACAGUCCGUACUCGAUCCGUAACCAACUCGUCUACGAACCGACAAUGUUUGCGGGUGGGAAGAAGGAUCUUGGCUCGGACGGAGGCUUGACGAAAGUUGAGGAGUUGCUCAGGAUCGCGAGAGAUGAAUAUGGGCUGCUCAGCCUUACGGACGUUGUCCUCAAUCACACCGCAAACGACAGUCCAUGGUUACUUGAACAUCCCGAGGCCGGUUACAGCCCUGCGAACACCCCUCACCUGACCCCCGCACUUGAGCUCGACGACGCUAUGAUACGCUUCUCAAAGGGACUGGCCUCCAAGGGCCUACCUACCAUUGUUAGCUCCGAGGCCGACAUCGACCAGCUCAUCGGCAGCUUCCAAGACUACAUCCAGGAGCUCAAUAUGUGGCAAUAUUACGUCCUCGACGUCAAGAAAGAGCGCGAAUCCGUUCUGACUGCGCUCAUCAGCCAGAACGCAGCGGCUUGGGACGGUCCAGACGUCGUGCACAAGUCUGUGGCGGAGCUGGCAGAAAUUGUCCGCGCGUCUGGGAAGGUGCAUGGGUUGAGGAAGAUGGAGAAGAAGUUCGGGACAUACGCUGAUGGCGCGGUUGCGGCUGGCCUUGUAAAGGCGGCGUUUGUGGACCUUGGGAACGAUGCCACCGCACUUGCGGACGCGUGGGCGAGGGUCGUGGACGUGCUGAACGUGCCUUUGUAUGAGGAGUGCAAGGAGGACACUCGAGUUGCUCUGGACAACAUCAAGAACAGACUGAGGUACACUCGCCUGGACGACCAUGGUCCGAAGAUGGGCCCUAUUACCGAACAGCUGCCACUUGUGGAGACGUACUUCACCCGUUUGCACUUGCAAAAGAAGAACACUCCCCUCGACCCAGUCAAGUACUCCGUCGCAAAUAACGGCUGGAUCUGGAACGCCGACCCCCUCUCCAACUUUGCGCUCCCGCCGUCCAAGGCGUACCUGCGCCGCGAGGUCAUCGUCUGGGGCGACUGCGUGAAGCUGCGGUAUGACGAGUCGCCCGAGGCAAACCCGUGGCUUUGGGAGCAUAUGAAGACGUACGUCACGUCGCUUGCUAAGACAUUCUCGGGCUUCCGCAUCGACAACUGCCACUCAACCCCGCUGCAUGUGGGUGUGUACAUGCUCGAUGCGGCGCGCGUGGUCAACCCGGACCUGUACGUGUGCGCAGAGCUAUUCACUGGCAGCGAAGAGACGGACAAGCUGUUUGUGAGCCGGUUGGGACUGAACAGCCUGGUUCGGGAGGCGGGCAACGCUUGGGACCCGAAGGAAUUCUCGAGGUUGCUGUACAGGCACGGUCUGGGAAAGCCUCUUGGUUCGAUGGACAUCGCUUGCGUGACCAGCAAGGAAGAAUUGCCGCCUCCGACAAGCAAGGGACCCACCCGUCCCUGCAUCGUCAUCCCGCACAAUGGGUCCGUCCCGCACGCACUCUUCUACGACCUGACGCACGACAACGAGACGUACCUCGACAAGCGGUCCGCGGAGGACGCGCUCUCGACAGGGGCGCUCAUCACGUUCUCGUACUCGGCCAUCGGGUCGGUGAAGGGCUUCGACGAUCUAUACCCGAAGCUCCUCAACCUGGUCGCAGAGAACAGGAAGUAUGAAGCGACGGGACUAGGAGAGAAGAGCGGGAUUGCGAAGGCGAAGAGAUUGUUGAAUUCGCUGCACACGGAGAUGGCGCUUGGAGGGUUCGAAGAGGGGCACGUUCAUCAGGAGAACGAUUACAUCGUCAUGCAUCGCGUACAACCUUCGACUCAGAAGGGAUACCUCCUCGUCGCGCAUACAGCCUUCUCCAAAGGGUCGAAGGAUCGCGGCCAUAUUAACCCGAUUAAACUUCGUAGCACCAAAGCCAAGUUCAUCUACGGUGCCCACAUCGACAUUCCUUCGUAUGAAGUCAGCAAGGACUCGAUGACUCUGAAGGGCCUCGCCGGCAAGCUGGUCGAGAUGCCUGCCGUAGUAGCCCCGCAGGGCCUGGAUGGCGAGGGGCCCUACGGCGAAGUGAUCGUUCCCGAGUACUUUCCGCCUGGCAGCUUCAUGGUCUUCGAGACUCAGGUCCAAGGUCUUGACCAGUCCCUCGAUGCCUUCUGCGCUUCGGGUGCAGAAGAGGCGUUCGCGGACCUGGACCUUGUCGAUCUGAACGUCAUGUUGCAUCGCGCGGACGGCGAGGAGCGGGAUGCGACCGGAGGCGAGAUUGGCACGUACGCUGUCCCGGGUAUGGGUGGCUUGGUGUAUUGUGGUUUGGAGGGAUGGAUGUACCCGCUGCGCCAUAUCAUGCGGUACAACGAUCUCGGACACACUCUCUGUGGUCAUCUGCGCGAAGGAACAUGGGCGCUGGAAUACGUCCAUUCGCGAUUGUCGAAGCAAACUGACACAUUCCCCAACUUGGAGAAGCCCGCGCAAUGGUUCAAGGUACGCGCAGAGCGCAUCAAGGAGAGCGUCCCUCCUUUCCUGCGACCGAAGUACUUUGCCAUCGUCAUCUCGGAGGCGUACAAGGUCGCCCGCCGGAUGGCCAUCGAGCAAUGCUCCGAGUUUGUCUCGGCGGGGCACUCGUUCACCCAAGAUCUUGCGCUCUGCUCGAUCCAGAUGCAUGGCAUGGUCAAAUCUGCGUCGCUGGACCCUGGAAAGCCUACUCCGUCCCUGGCAGCUGGACUGCCUCACUUUACUGCCGGCUGGGCGCGAUGCUGGGGUCGCGAUGUUUUCAUCUCACUUGGAGGACUGUUCUUGACCACGGGGAACUUUACUGGCGCGAAAGCGCAUAUAUUGGCCUUCGCGUCGACGCUCAAGCAUGGGUUGAUCCCGAACUUGCUGGACUCCGUUCGCAACCCGAGGUACAACUCUCGCGACUCUCCGUGGUGGAUGGUUCAAAACAUCCAAGACUACGUCAACAGCGCCCCAGACGGCCUCGCCAUACUAUCCGAGCCCGUGAAGCGCCGCUUCCCCAAGGAUGAUACUUGGGUAUCGUGGGACGAUCCUAGGGCGUACGCUUACUUCAGUACGGUUGCAGAGAUCAUCCAGGAGAUUCUCCAGCGUCAUGCCGAUGGUAUAUCCUUCCGCGAGUACAACGCCGGUCCCAACCUCGACAUGCAAAUGAGUGACGCGGGUUUCAAUAUCGACAUCCGUGUAGACUGGGAGACGGGUAUCAUUUUCGGGGGCAACGAGCACAACUGCGGAACGUGGAUGGACAAGAUGGGCGAGUCCGUGAAGGCGGGUACGAAGGGAAAACCGGGAACGCCUCGUGACGGCGCGCCUGUGGAGAUUACUGGCUUGUUGAAGAGCACGCUGAGGUGGCUCGCACAGCUGUCGACUCAGGGCAAAUUCCCGUUCAAGGGGGUCGAGGCUGAGAUCGACGGAAAGCGGCGGUUGGUCACGUACAAAGAAUGGGGCAAUUUGCUGCAGACUUCGUUCGAAGCUUGUUAUUACGUUCCACUUGAUCCCGCUGACGAUGCAAAGUACAACGUCAACCCCAGCAUCAUCAACCGCAGGGGUAUCUACAAAGAUGUCUAUGGCUCCGGACCUGGUAGGGAGUGGUCAGAUUACCAGUUCCGACCGAACUUCGCAAUUGCCAUGACGGUCGCCCCCGAACUCUUCGACCCCGGGCAUGCUCUGUACGCGCUCGAAUUGGCUGACCAGGUCUUGCGAGCGCCGCUCGGCAUGAAGACAUUAGAUCCACAUGACAUGCAGUACAGGCCGUAUUACGAUAACUCGACCGACAGCGAUGAUCCGGCUACUGCAAAGGGACGCAACUACCACCAGGGCCCCGAAUGGGGUUGGCCACUCGGGUAUUUCUUGCGCGCGUACCUCUACUUCGAUGUCCUCGUCGGGUCGGGCAAGACAGACAUCACUGAAACUCUUCAUCGGCUUCAUCGCUACGUCCUUACAUCCCGCCGUCACAUACUGAACGAUCCUUGGGCGGGACUGCCUGAGUUGACAAAUAAGGACGGCCAGUACUGCCCCGACUCGUGCAACACGCAGGCAUGGAGUGCAAGUACCCUGCUGGAUUUCUUGGAAGAUGUGCACAAGUUGAGUGAGGCAAAGAAGUAAAUGCAUAUACAUGGACAAAGGGUUCCCCCACUUGCAAAGCUCUUGUAUCCAGGCUCUGUACCUACUACAUUGUUCACACUGUACCAUUCAUCACCAUUGGGUACUU